CAGUCGGAUCGAUUGUUGCUCGUCCGUCACGAUUUCCGCAGUUCCAGACAGUGGCGGUUCCAAGAGGACUACGAGGCGAUUGAGUGUCAAGACGGAUCGCGACCUUCGGACCAGCUCUGAUGCUCAUCGAGUAACCGGUUUUAACGUAUCACCGACACGCGAUCCCCAGCUCCGAAAAUGGGUUCGCUCUUCCGCAGUGAGGAGAUGACCUUGUGUCAGUUGUUCCUUCAAAGUGAGGCCGCUUACGCCUGUGUCUCCGAGCUCGGCGAGCUCGGUCUCGUACAGUUUCGUGAUUUGAAUCCUGAUGUUAACGCCUUUCAACGUAAAUUCGUGAAUGAGGUACGUCGUUGCGAUGAGAUGGAGCGCAAACUGCGCUACCUUGAGAAGGAGAUCAAGAAGGAUGGGAUCCCGAUGUUGGACACCGGUGAAAAUCCAGAGGCGCCGCAGCCCCGAGAGAUGAUCGACUUGGAGGCAACUUUUGAGAAAUUGGAGAAUGAACUCCGGGAAGUGAAUCAGAACGCGGAAGCGCUCAAACGUAACUUCCUCGAGCUGACUGAGUUGAAGCAUAUCUUGCGAAAGACUCAAGUCUUCUUCGACGAGGCUGAGCACGGAGGUGUCGUGUCGCAGAUGGCAGAUCCCAGCCGUGAGGAAGAACAAGUCACUCUGUUGGGUGAGGAGGGCCUCCGCGCCGGCGGCCAGGCUCUCAAGCUCGGCUUCGUCGCGGGAGUUAUUCUGAGGGAACGCAUCCCUGCGUUCGAGCGCAUGCUGUGGCGUGCGUGCCGUGGAAAUGUCUUUCUGCGUCAGGCGGAGAUCGAGACUCCUUUGGAGGAUCCUUCGACGGGGGACCAAGUGUACAAGUCAGUCUUCAUCAUUUUCUUCCAAGGCGAUCAGCUGAAAACUCGCGUGAAGAAGAUCUGCGAGGGCUUCAGGGCGACUUUGUAUCCCUGCCCGGAAGCGCCGGCUGAUCGCAGGGAGAUGGCUAUGGGCGUCAUGACACGCAUCGAAGACUUGAAUACUGUCUUAGGGCAGACGCAGGAUCAUCGUCAUCGUGUUCUCGUGGCUGCUGCGAAGAACAUCAAGAACUGGUUCGUCAAGGUCCGCAAGAUCAAGGCGAUCUAUCACACUCUGAAUCUUUUCAACUUGGAUGUCACUCAGAAGUGUCUGAUCGCUGAGUGUUGGGUGCCUGUUUUGGACAUCGAGACAAUCCAGCUGGCUCUGAGACGCGGAACGGAACGUAGCGGGAGUUCCGUACCUCCGAUUCUGAAUCGUAUGGAAACGUUCGAGGAUCCGCCGACGUACAACCGCACGAACAAGUUCACGAAGGGCUUCCAGGCGCUGAUCGAUGCCUACGGAGUCGCCUCUUACCGCGAGAUGAACCCCGCACCCUAUACCAUCAUCACGUUCCCGUUUUUGUUCGCGAUAAUGUUCGGCGACAGCGGCCACGGUCUCAUUAUGUUCCUGUUUGGCGGCUGGAUGGUGCUGAAGGAGAAGCCGUUGGCGGCGAAGAAGAGCGACAACGAGAUCUGGAACAUUUUCUUCGCCGGUCGCUACAUCAUUUUCCUCAUGGGUCUGUUCUCCAUGUAUACGGGUCUCAUUUACAACGACGUAUUCUCCAAGUCGCUUAACAUCUUUGGUUCCAAUUGGCUCAUAAAUUACAAUGAGUCCACUGUAGCGACUAACAAGGAACUGCAGCUGAAUCCGAGUUCGGGAGAUUACAUCGACUAUCCAUACCCAUUCGGCAUAGAUCCCGUAUGGCAGUUGUCAGAGAACAAGAUCAUCUUCCUGAACUCGUACAAGAUGAAGAUCUCCAUUAUCUUCGGCGUGCUGCACAUGCUGUUCGGCGUGAUAGUCGGCCUAUGGAACCACAUGUACUUCAAGAAGCGCAUCAACAUCAUCUGCGAGUUUAUACCCCAGGUGAUCUUCCUCAUGUUGCUCUUCUUUUACAUGGUGUUGCUUAUGUUCAUCAAGUGGAUUACGUAUGGACCGAAGAACGAUGAGGAUUCCGGCCCGGCCUGCGCGCCCUCGGUUCUCAUCACCUUUAUCAAUAUGGUCCUCUUCAAGCCCAAGCCUAAGCCAAUCGAACCAGCUAUCCCAACCAAAAUCGAAAAAUGCGAUCCCUUCAUGUAUAGUGGUCAGCAUGGUCUACAGCGAUUCCUGGUAGUUCUGGCUCUGCUCUGCGUGCCAUGGAUGCUGUUCGCGAAGCCGAUUCUAAUGAUGCGCAGUCGCAAGAAGCAACACUACCAGCUCAACAACCACGGCGCCGAGAAUGGUGACGUGGAGGGCGGCAUGGGAGCCUUACAGGCAUCUGGUGGCGUUACUCAGGCGGCCGGUGGCGGCGGCCACAAGGAGGAAGAGGAAGACAUGAUGGAGGUGUUUAUUCAUCAAGGUAUCCACACCAUCGAGUACGUUCUUGGCAGCGUAUCACACACUGCGUCCUAUCUGCGUCUCUGGGCCUUGUCUUUGGCCCACGCCCAGCUGUCCGAGGUGUUGUGGAUCAUGGUGAUGAAAAACGGCCUGGCGAGGGAAGGCUGGGACGGCGGUAUCAUCCUUUACGUCGUCUUCGCCUUCUGGGCGGUACUCACCGUAGGCAUUCUCGUACUCAUGGAGGGCCUUUCCGCGUUCUUGCAUACGUUACGUUUGCAUUGGGUGGAGUUCCAGAGCAAGUUCUACGCCGGUUUGGGCUAUAGCUUCCAGCCAUUCUCCUUCGAGAUUAUCCUAGACGCUGCUCAGGCCACUACUGAAGAUUAAUUUAAUAAUAGACGUUAAUUAAACGGUCGUUACUGAUUAUCGUUGUCAGUGGAAGUUUGGCGAAGUCGUAAAUUUGAUAGUUGCUCCCCCAAACAAGUCAGUUAUGAAUAAUUAAUGAAUGAGACGCCUCUUAUGAAUGGAUACGCGUAGAGUGUCGAUUCAGCCGUUAUAAUCUGUCAGAGUGCAAAGUAAUAUCCGCGUAGUCGUUGAAAUAUAAGUGAGCAGCGGUUUCGUUUAAUAAAACUACAAGAUUUGUUACACAAGAUCAUUACUUGAGUAUAUUAUCGCUGCUAUAACUUGUUUUCUUAUUUGUUGAAAAAAUUGCAAUUGAAUUCGGAGUUAAUACACAUUUUUUUGUCCUUAUCACAAAAUUGACGUGUUAAUUAUUUACAUUUUUUUAAAUAUUAUUUUUUUUUAAUAUUGCAAGUCUCGCAACUUUAUGAAGUGUUAUGUGAGUGAUGCGGAAUUCAUUCUGCACACUGUAGAAUCUGUAGAUCUGAAAACAUAUACACGUAUACGUCGCGAAAGCGACGACAAUCGAUUGAUGUUCCGUAUAUCUGUACGUAAUAAAGAAUGUGGCAAAUUGAAGGAAAACUUGAUCAUUCAUGAGUGAUUGCGUCAUUCUUUGACGCAGUGUACUCAAUGAGACAAUGUAUUCACGCAAUUGUCUAGGCUAAUUCCGCUUGAAAUACAAUCUUGAAAUUCCAGA
Dinoponera quadriceps is the source of this 3457-nucleotide messenger RNA. RefSeq names its product V-type proton ATPase 116 kDa subunit a isoform 1 (gene Vha100-1). The transcript is spliced from 8 exons. Lineage: Eukaryota; Metazoa; Arthropoda; Insecta; Hymenoptera; Formicidae. Bases 178 to 2748 code for a protein of 856 amino acids. Gene Ontology annotation, biological process: proton transmembrane transport; vacuolar acidification. Gene Ontology annotation, molecular function: proton-transporting ATPase activity, rotational mechanism; ATPase binding. Gene Ontology annotation, cellular component: vacuolar proton-transporting V-type ATPase, V0 domain; plasma membrane; vacuolar proton-transporting V-type ATPase complex. The record is from RefSeq and is a predicted model, not a curated record.